AUGUUUCAAUUGAUUCUUAUCAAUCUUCUCAAACAGGCUAUACACGUUGAACCGGAUGUUCAGGCCCUUCGAGUGACUCUAAUGACGAUGUAUGGCUGUGUUUCAAUUGGAGGUAAAGAGUGUAUGGGUAUUAUCAACCCAGCCAACACCAACGAGGCAAUGCAUCUCUCGCAUUUGGCGAUGGACAUAUGGGCAGAACUCCUUGCCAUUCAUAAGCCUGGAGUCACCUUAAUGAGACCACCUACCGGACCCGAGUUUCGAUGGUUGCCGAUCAGCAAGUUACAUUCCAGAAAGGCUUCAACCGCCAGCUCUGUUCAGUCAACCUCUCAAGUCCCAAUAGUCUCACACCACAAGUCUACACCCCGAUCAGAUUCCCCAGCCCCAAGGCCACUCCCUCACUUUGACUGUUACCUUGACUAUUGUUCGAUUGAGAAGGACAAUCAAGAAACUCGCGAUUUGCUCAAGAAAUACAACAUCGUCAAUUUUGAGAUGUUUCUAUCCUCUGAGCUUAGCUGCGCAGUGAUGGCAGGUUUUGGGUUUGGCUUUGGACAACGUGUCCGACUCCAUGAAAAUGCCAUAUCAUAUCGACAGCAUCUCAAGGAUGAAGCUAAUCCUACUUUCUAA
Molecule: messenger RNA, 624 nt
Organism: Melampsora larici-populina 98AG31
Lineage: Eukaryota; Fungi; Basidiomycota; Pucciniomycetes; Pucciniales; Melampsoraceae
Exons: 2
Coding region: 1-624 (207 amino acids)
Source: RefSeq, a predicted model, not a curated record